Molecule: messenger RNA, 627 nt
Organism: Pogonomyrmex barbatus (red harvester ant)
Lineage: Eukaryota; Metazoa; Arthropoda; Insecta; Hymenoptera; Formicidae
Source: RefSeq, a predicted model, not a curated record
AUGAACAAAGACAUCCGCAAUUGGGCGAAAACAUGCCUGGAGUACCAGAAAUCAAAAGUCACCAGACACACAAACAGCCCAUGGGGAACAUUCAAACCUCCCAGCAGACGGUUCGAGCACAUACACCUCGACAUCAUUAUCCUACCAGUAUUGCAAGGCCAGAGAUACUGUCUCACUUGCGUGGAUAGAUUUACUCGGUGGCCCGAGGCCUUCCCCAUAGCCAAUCAAGAAGCAGAAACAGUUGCCUGCACCUUUUACAACGGGUGGAUCUGUCGAUUCGGCACUCCCCUGAGAAUCACAACUGACCAGGGAAGGCAGUUCGAGUCACAGCUCUUCAACCAAUUGGCUGCAUUUACUGGUACCACACAUCAUCGCACUACAGCAUACCAUCCACAAGCCAAUGGCAUGGUGGAACGCUUCCACCGUCAAUUCAAAGCUGCCAUCCGCUGCAGAGCCAAUCCGCGAUGGACGGAAGAACUGCCAACUAUCCUUCUUGGCAUACGAGCAACUUUCAGGGAAGAUCUCCACACUACCAUCGCGGAGAUGAUAUACGGGGAAUCCCUACGCCUACCUGGACAAUUCCUCACCGAAUCGAGCAACCCACAACCAGAGGCCGAAGCUGAUUGA